GCUGUUGGAUCAGAUAGAAAUAUCUCCGAAGUUGUUCUUGAUCAUCGAGCAAACUUUCUUUAUUCUUUAGUUAGGAUGUAUCACGGUAAUUUCAACGUUAUAUAUGAGCAUACCAUCGCAGAUUGUAAUCAAACUAAAUUUUCGGAUAAAGUGUACAACAUAAUGGAAAGCUACUUGCCACUAUUGCAGUAUAAUGGAAACAUUUUCCAAAAUGUGUCCAGUUUGAAAAUACCUAAAAGCGCUAGUACACUUUACUUGGAAUCUACGCAAAUUUUACAAAGCUUUCAACAAGCAAAAGGAGUAUUAGGAGGUGCUAUUCUCUAUCAUAAUAAAGUUGUUGCAAGUCAACUAUCUGACAGUUUAACAAAAAUAUUCACGGUGUCUGACCUGUACCGUACUAAAUCUUCAGAGCACAUCGCAGCGAACUAUCACAUUCCUAUCGGUGUUACCCUUAUAAAUGCAUACAUUCCUACAGCUGACUAUAACGAUCUUGUUCGAAAAUCAAAUCAAUCGUUUAAUUUAUUUGCUGUUACAACUACGAAAGAUACCAUUCCGUUUCAACAGCGUAAAAAGUCAUUUUCAAGAGAUGCACAUUCCAUGAUGAAACGUGAUAAAUCAUUAAUAUUUACUAACAUACCAGAGGAGGACACAGACGAUGGAUCAGAGUUGUUUAAACCAGUGAAUCAAAAUAAAAAUAAUUUCAGUAGACCGACGCACUUACCACUGAUAUUUAAGAAUCAGACAUCAUUGGAAGCAACGGAACCUGGAUUUAACUCGAUAAAUUUCGACGAAUCUGACAGUUUUCCAAACUUUAUUGGCAAAACCAGUGUAUGCUCAACGCCUAUGACGGAGAAUAAGCUACUACCGCACGGCAAUGUGCUGUCAAUCUGCGCACUCAGCGAAGAUAUAGAUGCAACUGACAAACCAACAUUUACAAUGGACCAAGUAUACAAAGAAUAUAUAGGACUAACUGAAGCGGAAUCAAACUCACUAUCUGUAGAGAAUAAAACAAAUGUCGAAUUGGUCAACUAUUUCACUAAUUCCAUCAGCAAUCCUUAUAAUUCUGGGUGGACAAGGGCUUCUUUUCCAAACAUCAACGACCUUAUUGAUACAACUGAAGACGAUGGUUGUGAAUCUUCUGAAAAUAUUGGAAAAGGAAAAGCAAUUCCCAGGCUUAGAAAUCUGAGACAUGUAGAAUUUUGUAAAACUUUGGCAGAUCCGAGUUAUCCUAUCUUUAAUGCUAAUGGCAUUUUGAUGUCAAUCAGUCUGUUUAAAGAAUUUCUCGAACUACACUACAAUGAAUUACAGAAGUCUGUCAAAGCUGCACCACUGUCAACUGUCCGCUGUUCAGUUAAAGUAGCCGAUCAUUCGAAAAAAAGUCUAAAAGAUGAACAAAAUAACGAUUACACCGUAAUUCAAAAUUCAAGAAAUACUAAGAAAAAAAGACGGGAACUCAAUUUACCUCUGAAAUCUUUGAAUAUUGACGUGAAGAACACUGAAGUAUCGCAAUCUAGUAAUAUAUUUGAUUCACCUAGUCGCCGCAAAAAACUGUCGGGAUUGCAACUAACCCCUUUGAUGUCAAAGCUUACAUUACUGGCUAUGAAUGAUCAACAGUCUAGUGGAUUUUCUAGUUGGGAUACGACACCAGGAGGCAGUUAUAAUAAUUCACUAACUCCACUAGACUAUCAACCGAAGCGGAGGAAAUCGAUAUCAUUUCCAUUUAAUGCAGCUUCUAAAGAUGAUACUUCGGAUGGAGAAGUCACAAAACUCACAAAAGUAGAUCUUUUCAUUUGCGUGCAACAAAACAUGACACUUGUGUUAAUCCUACAAGAGAGGAGUUGCGAAAAAGAGGAAAUGAUUCAUUCAUUGUUUGAAACCUGUGUCUCGAAAUUAACAAGGAUAGAAAACAGUUUACACCAAGCCAUGAGCAUAAAUGUGGAAGGCUGUGAUAAAGGAGAUAGUGGAUAUAGUUUUAUAUGUCUCGACUCCAAAUGGGAUGUCAAUAAUAGAUGUGGUCCAUGGAAUCCCAAAGAUCUUUUGACGUUGAAUUCAUUACACAAUAAUUUCCACUAUAAUCGGAAGCUGGUUGAGCUUACUUUAAGGCUCGAAUACUUCAGGUUUCCCACGGUAGUGUAACAACACUCUAUAAACUCGUAAGCUUUACCAAGCAACUUGUAUGAAAUCUUCAGUAGAAAAUCAUAUAAGCCCGAAAUAAGCCACCACCAUCCACACAACACAACGCAACAACCUGUGCAAAUUAAAUCAAUUUCACCCGCACUGCCGCUUGUAAGACGAAAACAAACCAAAGAUCACACGCCAGUGAAUACACGCCAGUGAAUACACCACAGCGACUCUGUGGCGCGCGCGGUGGCGAAUUUAUUUGAGCGCGCCACAGAGAAUUUCAAGAGCUCUUCUCCACACUCUAGAUCGUUCCAGUAGGCGCGUCCUUAAAUCCACCAGAAACUCAUCGGUAUCUUGAUGACUUUUUGUUGCGGGAGAGUAAAGCGACGCGCUGUGACACCAGUGCGCAACUUGUUUAUGUUGCGCGAGAGUAAUAAAAUAGCUCAACAAUCCAUCGUACGGUGACGGCUGAUGCUUUGCUCAACAAAACGAGAGCAGUGCGGUGGGAGAUUAUUAACGCACACACACGUCAGCUGUUUGGGUAUGCGAAAGUGUUGGUUUGGUAAAAAAAAUCGCUUCCAUGAUCUGCACCACUGCAAUGCAAAUCGAAAGGGCUUCAGUUCAGCCCGUUCAGCCAGAUUAUUAAAAUUUAAUAUUUUCGUUUCGACGCAGUAAUAGCAGUACAGAUUCUACCAUCAAAAAUUUUUAGCCCCAACACCGAGUUCCAACCAUUUAUCAAGCGAAAUAGGAGGCAACUUUGUAGAUCCCAAGAUGCGGUAAUGUAUGCUUAUCGAUGCGGAAGAUCCGAAAUUUACUACCAAAAAUCAUCUAUUGUACUUCCUGGUUUGCCGCCACCUCAAGACGCCAUGGGCACUGUCUCACUUUGUGCCAAACGAAGACUUGAACGUGAUCAUAGAAUUUUACUACUUUGAAUGUGCAUAUAAUUAAUUGUAAUCAUAGACUAUA
Messenger RNA from Topomyia yanbarensis, 3087 nucleotides. RefSeq lists its product as uncharacterized. The transcript has 6 exons. Gene Ontology annotation, biological process: vesicle-mediated transport. Lineage: Eukaryota; Metazoa; Arthropoda; Insecta; Diptera; Culicidae. The coding region runs from base 76 to 2136 and encodes 686 amino acids. The record is from RefSeq and is a predicted model, not a curated record.